AUGGUGCGUCAGCUGCACGACGGUAUGAUGGCGCGAGUCACGGACAACGGAGCUGUCUCAGAGGCAUUCGCAGUGACCAAUGGAGUGAAGCAGGGCUGCGUACUGGCGCCUACCCUCUUCAGUCUUAUGUUCUCUGCCAUGCUGAUGGACGCCUACCGCGACGAACGCCCCGGGAUCCGCAUCGCCUACAGGAUGGACGGUCACCUCCUGAAUCAACGGCGGAUGCACUUCCAAUCGCGCGUAUCCACAACCACCGUGCACGAACUCCUCUUCGCCGACGACUGCAUCCUGAACACCACCUCGGAAGAGGACAUGCAACGGAGCAUGGGCCUGUUCUCCGCCGCCUGCGAGAACUUCGGUCUGGUCAUUAACACGCAGAAGACGGUGGUGAUGCACCAACCGCCACCCAACUCAGUCACAGCCCCCAACGCGCCGCCGCACAUCAGCGUGAACGGAACCCAACUGCAAGUGGUGGAGAACUUCUCGUACCUGGGCAGUACCCUCUCCCGGAACACCAAGAUCGAUGACGAAGUCGCCAACAGGAUCUCGAAAGCCAGUCAAGCCUUCGGUCGCCUCCAAAGCACAGUUUGGAAUCGUCACGGUCUCCAACUGAGCACGAAGCUGAAGAUGUACAAGGCCGUCAUCCUGCCGACACUACUGUAUGGAGCGGAGACGUGGACGGUGUACAUGAGGCAGGCGCGCCGACUGAAUCACUUCCACCUCAGUUGUCUCCGUCGCAUCCUGAGGCUGAACUGGCAGGAUCGCAUCCCCGACACUGAUGUGCUAGAACGUACGGGAAUGCUCAGCAUCCACACCAUGCUGAGGCAAAUGCAUUUGCGCUGGAGCGGCCACCUGGUGCGCAUGGACGACAAGCGACUACCCAAACGACUCUUCUACGGAGACGUCGUGACUGGUUCUCGCCGUCAAGGAGGCCAGAUUCGACGUUACAAGGAUACCCUGAAGUCCUCCCUGAAACGCCUGCAAAUCAACCCCACCAACUGGGAGUAG
Spirometra erinaceieuropaei is the source of this 1008-nucleotide messenger RNA. The record is from the annotation of a GenBank genome assembly. NCBI's taxonomy places the organism in Eukaryota, Metazoa, Platyhelminthes, Cestoda, Diphyllobothriidea, Diphyllobothriidae.